AUCAAAGCCACGGCUCGAUCCAUCAGGCCCGCGAGGCAGACGGAUGACGGCAACUGGCACCUUCAUCGUACAUCUCUGCUGACACAAAAAUUAGAUAUAUAUGAAUGUUUUUAACUGUGUUCAUGUUCCCAAAGUAUUAGGUACUCUUCUAAACACUGCUCAGGAAGGCUUGCCUUCUGUGCUACUUAAAAUAUGUUUUGCUUUUGGUAAGGAUUUUGUUACUGCCUUGAUGGAGGCCACUGAAUCAUCUCUGUUUUGAAAGCUUACUGAAAUAAACACUGUAGAUUCUCUGGCUGUGAAAAGGAUGAGGACUAAAGGGCUACUGUUUUUUAAAAGAAAAACGUAUACACUCAAACUCAUGGCCAGUGCUGAUUCUGCACAUUUAGACUCUUGUGGGCUCAAAGCAGUCCACAGAUGUUAAGUGUUGGCUCAGGCCAGGACCGUAACUGACCCACAAAUGUCCCACACUGUCCUUGACACGAGCAACAGACUCCGCUUUUGGUCAGCCUUGCCAAGCCUGGUGCUCCUUCAGACAUGCCCCACUGUCUGCCAAAGACUUUGUGCAUGCGAAGUUACGCCUGGCUAACCAGCAACUCUGCCUGCUCCCAUGGAAAGAAAGACAGCAGAGGGUUAACGAAGGUUUGGAGGCCAGUAAACAGGAAGCGUUGCUGUGCAAGGACAGCCUAUUUUUCCCUUUGGACGGUGGCGGCACCAACUUGACGCUCCCUCGCUGUGCCAACAUCCCCUAUGGCAGGCGGCCAAGCCCAGGGUCAGCAACAGAGAGGAUGUUUUCCACAGCGAGCUGGAGAAAUAACUGGCUGAAGCCAAGGACAACUCCAGCGCGAAGGGAGCGAGCAGGCCGCGCAGUGCAAGACACGGGCCCUGAAUCCAGGGAACUGAGCUGCUAGCCGGGACUGGCCUAGAUGGCAUAGCUGGACAGCCCCGAAAUCUCACUGAACUGCUCUUUCAGCUAGGACUUGUAGGCUGGAGAAGAGAACCUUAACACCUCUGCAAGAAGAAGAAGAAAAUGUGGAGUUUCUUGCAGUAGAAGCCAUGACAACUGAACACAUUUGUGUUUUUACCCUGAGAAGAAUUCUGAAACGGCAGGGCAGGAUGCAGUACGGCUGACACAAAAAGCAAUAGAGCAAAAAGCAAAAGGUUCAGAGCUCCCAAGCCCCAGACCAUGCCCUGCAGAAUUCGGCACUCCAGUCCUGUCUCCUUCCACUCUGGGGGCAGUUCUGCCACGUCAAAGCAGCAGCUGUGACUGGAACGGGCACGAUCUGCUGCUCUGCAUUCAUUGGGGAAGGUAAAGAGCCUGUGCUGAACUCGACCCAUAAGCAGCAGUGAAACAUUAAUCCGGGCUGGUCACCCCUUGGACAGUGGCAGUAUUCACAGUGGUGGCUAGAUGGCAUGGGGGCUGCCUGUGGCCCCUGGGCUGGGCCCCCUGCUUUGCACAAGGGCCCCUCAACCAUGUUUGCAAGCAGUGCAAUGAAGAAGCAGCUCCAGGCCUUGAAGAAAAAUAAUCUCGUAUUGCACCGGGCUGUUGAACUGUACAGUAUGCAAAGAGGAUUAACGUUCACAAUCAUAACCUACAGGUAAAACUUUUUUUUUUUUUGCUCUCUGCUGGAAAACAGCAAGACUUCUGGGAGGAAAUACCACAGGUUUGCUUCCCGGUGGAGAUUACCUCCCCACGCCACAACCCUAGCCGGGUUCCUGAGGAGGCCACAUUCCUGCAUGAUGUGUGUGUUCCUGAUGCCUGGUUCCCCCCUCGGUCCUGUUUGUGCACUCUUUCCACAGACGGCUCAUUCCUGACACGUGCUGUCUGGCAGCAGAGGAAGCCCCGGCCCUGGAAACCCCCUCCAGCUGGCCUGAUAAGCGGCUGGCCGCACUCCGGGACACAACAGCAGUGGCGUGGAGAGGCCGUUUUCCUGGCAAGGCUCGCUUUUGCUGCUGUUUGGAUGUGACCUGGGAAGAGGCACGUGCGUUACUAUGGAAAAGGAAAAAAAGGAAGAAGAAGGUCUUUUAGCGUACCAGCCAGUUUCGGCUCUGGGCGCAUGAAUGCUCUGAGUGAACUUGCGCCAGAAGAAGGGCUGCGAAAUAAGCCCUGUGCCACGGAGGCAGGGAACGGAGUCCUGUUUGGGGUCGGGGUAGAAGGCUCAGCACUGGGCCUUCCGCAGCAAGUACCUGGCAGCCAAGGUACAGAGCUUGGAAGGAUGGGCACUGGAGUAGGUCCACCUGUAACAGCAUCCUGUUGGAGCAGGCAGCAGUACUGUCCUUGGGGGACUGCAGAGGCCUUGCGCCUCACCCCAGGAGACUGUGGGAAGAGGGGGCCAGGCUUGGCCCACGUGCUCACGAGGAAAGCAGAUGCCCCCCGAGUGCUUGGGGCGGAGUUUCACACCACAUCUGCAUCCCCGACGGCACCCUCGCUUUCCUCCUCGACCCGAAGGAUGCAGCGACUCCCCCAAAGGCCACCAUGCCGCUGAGGAGAGCAAAGCGGCGACAACUCUCGGCGGCUUGUUUGUUCUGGCUCAGGCCCCUCGCCCGGUUGACAUCACAUCCUGACGGCAGUGAGACCGGCACCUCCACGGGCAGGGUGGGCAGGGCCCCGACACUCGGGAGACGAGCACAGAGCUGGGUGCUCUCAUUUGCCGAGUGAGGAAGGAAGGACGACGGAGAGUGCCCAGGAAGGCUGGUGGGCCCAGCAGGUGAGCUAGGGCUAGCUCCUGGCAUGGGUGACACAGGACGGGCAGCCCGGCCGGGAGCGAUGUGAACAGGAGACUGCAAGGACAGGCCAAGGGACCUGCCGGGGGAAGAUGGAUUCUUGCCAAAAGCCUCGACUCUUGCAAGUAAGUACUUCUGCGGGCAGGCAGGACACCGAGAGCGCCAGAGACGGCGCCUGGUUUUGGCAGGGUGCUUCAGUGCUGCUGAAGCUGCCACUGGGACCUGCUUUUAGGAACAGCAACUGGGAUGUGGUGAAGGGAACUGCACAGGGCAGGGUCCAGGUUCGAGGCAGCUCCACUCUGCCUGCCCACCUCCAGCAGGACCUUGCCUGGGGACACGAGCUAUGGAAUUUGCUGCACGCUAUGGCCACCUACGAGGAUAGCUCUGAAAGGGGCUUAGGCAAAUUCACGGAGGGGAAGACUGACUACUAGACCUGAUGGCCACUUGCCACUUCUAGUAUCAGAGGCAGUACGCCUGUGAACAGCAGGCGCUAUGGAAAAGGAGUGGAAGGUGCUACUGCACUGCUGCCUUUCUUUGGAAACCCACAGAGGGGGGCAUCUGGCCACUGUGAACGGAAUGCUGGUCAACGUGGUCCCACAGUCUGAUCCGGCCAGGCUCUCCUGAUGCGUCUGAUUAACAUCACACAAGUGAACAAAGCCACGUUGUGGGUGACGUUACAGAAAUCAUGACAAUCUGCCUCCCCACUUCGUUCAUCUACUCCCCAAGCCCCAAAGUGAUCAUAGCAAGUCAGAAGGGGUCACCUGGGCCAUCUAGACUGACCCCGAGCACAAGUUGGCUCCACUCAUAAACAACUCAUGGUUUGAGUAAAAAGAGGGUCCAUUGCUAAGGUUAUUUACAAAAACAAAAUGGUGGCCACCAGGCAACAGCAAUUUCUAUUUGGGGAGACCUCUGUGCCUCAACUUCUCCACUUGCAAAACUGGGGCUCAUGCCUAAUGCAGAAAGCUACUGGAAGAAUGAAUGAAGCACCAGCAAUUGGAAAGAGAUCAGGAACAAAGACAGCAAGGAUACAAAAGCAUCAAUGAGCGCUUGGCCUGUUUACUGUACACCGUAUGCUGGUUGCUACAGGAUCUCUUGUAGUUUAGCUCCAACCGAGUUGUGUUCCUUAAUAAUGUAAUACUGCUCAAAGGAGCCUCCUAACUUGUCCCAGAACGUUUUUAGCACCAACACAGUUCUGUGAGGCACUCGCUCCAAAGAGCUUCCUAGAUUUUCCCUAUGCCCAGCAACCACCUUUUGCUGGGCCUUUGACGGGGGCCGGGCAAGAUUAAACAUAACCACACAUGUAAUGAAGCAGCAUCAAAGCAUGACACCGAACUGUGUCCAAUUAUACUGGCAUAUCAGUGUAAUUAUCUCCACAACCGAUGCUCUCGUGACUACCAGAAAAGCAACUGCAGUAACAGUAGAUAGUGAUAUAGCAAGUCAAUGGUAUUAUUGGAAUUCUAUGUGUCGGCCUUCCCCAAGCUGGUGCCCUCCAGAUGGGCCGGGCUUCAGCUCCCAGCAUCCCCAUGGGAUGCUCGGGAACGCUGCGGAAUGUUUUGUUUGGGGGCAGGGAGGGGGAGGGGAAUAACCAGGAAUCACGUUCUGCCUUUGUGCUGAAUUCACCAACCUCCCUUUUUUCUCCCUCCGGCUUCCCCAGUUCCACAAUGGUUUCUGCUAACUUGCCUGUUCUGACGAUUCUACUUAUGCCUCUUCUCUUCUGGGGAUCUGAAGGCCCCCGGGCAGCAUCUUCAGGAACUGCCGAGAGGACCAGCGAGAAUGAUCCCAAGCAGAUCCCCAUGCAGGUCCUCCAAACCAUCUUGUUAAGACGCCUGGGCUUGCAAAGGCGCCCGGAACCUAAGCCCGGGCUGCUGGUCCCCCAACACCUGAUGGACCUGUACCAGUUCUGCCUGGGAAAGGCUCCCCCCUCCCUCAAAAAGACGGAGCUUCCCUUCCUAGAGGAGCAAGCAGGAAGAGCCAACACUGUGCGCAGCUUCUACCACGUUGAGGACCUGGAGCACGUCCCUGAGGUCACAGGAAGCUCAUUCUAUAUCUGGUUCAACCUCACCUUGCUGCCCGCAGAGGAGGAGCUGACUGCCCUGGAGCUGCGCCUCUACCACACGCAGAAGGAAAGCCAGGGCUUUCACAUCAAUGUCUACCAUGUGAUGGAUCCCCCGUUCGUUUCUGGAAGCAAAAACAGACUCCUCACCCGCAAAUUCCUGGCUUCCGAAAAGCCCAGGUGGGAGAGCUUAGAUGUCACUGCCGCUCUUGAGCGGAUCAAGGGUAAUAACCUCCACCUUGGGUUUCUUGUUGAGCUGGAACCCCUGAACAGCAGCCAAAACCUCCAACACCCCCCAGCUGCCCUUCGUGCAAGACGCUCUCCGGGGGAGAAGGCGGCACGGUGGGCUCUAGAAAGACCUUUACUGGUUGCUUACAGUCAUGACCAAAGGGGGCAGCCUUUGAGCCACGGAAAAAAGAAGAACAGGAGCCAGGCUGGUAGACUGACCCAGAAAGGAAGCAGAAGAAUGACGAACAUUCCUGCCUCCAGGAGCAAACGCAAGAGCUUGAAGCCAAAGGCCAAAGCCAGCACUAGGUGCAGAAGGCACCGCCUGUUUGUGGAUUUCAAGGAGGUUGGCUGGAAUGACUGGAUCAUUGCCCCUGGGGGCUACCAUGCUUUCUACUGCUCUGGGGAGUGCCGGUUCCCACUGGCUGACCACAUGAACUCCUCCAGCCACGCUGUGGUGCAAACGAUGCUGAAUUCGGUUAACGCCAAAGUGCCCAAGCCAUGUUGUGUCCCAACGGACCUCAGCCCCAUUGUGAUGCUCUACCUUGAUCAACAUGACAUGGUGGUCCUGAAGACUUAUCAGGACAUGGUGGUGGAGGGCUGUGGGUGCCGGUAAAUGCAACCGAGCAGGGAUGCUCCCUUGCUCAGUGCUCCAACGUGGGGGUUAUCCAACAUGAGCGUAAUGGACAACAAGCUCAGGACUGUUAGAAUAACUUCUUCAUGCGACACAUAACGACCUUACAGAAGUCACCACUGCAAGAGGUGGAUGGUCAGAACCUAAAAUGGCUCGGCUGCACUGCCUGCAUAUCUCCAAGUACACCUGAGGAGGGAAAAGAGUCAAAGGCUAUUGCAAGCUUGCCCUGCCAGGAAUGCCCAAAGUCUUCUAGCUGGAGAAACUGGGAAAGCGAUGGACCUUGGUCUGACCCAGCAAGGCAAUUCUCAUGUUCUUAUGAUGCCGCAUGCUUGAACCUUUGUCUUGUGUAUACAGUAUUUUAGUGAAUACUUGAUGCUGGUCUUUUAAAUUGUGAUAACGUUUAGAUGAACAAUAAAUGAAAAAAAAAUCAAA
This is a messenger RNA of Varanus komodoensis (Komodo dragon), 6065 nucleotides long. RefSeq names its product bone morphogenetic protein 2-like. Gene Ontology annotation, molecular function: growth factor activity; BMP receptor binding; cytokine activity. The coding region runs from base 4215 to 5615 and encodes 466 amino acids. The record is from RefSeq and is a predicted model, not a curated record. The transcript has 2 exons. Gene Ontology annotation, biological process: SMAD protein signal transduction; negative regulation of transcription by RNA polymerase II; BMP signaling pathway. Lineage: Eukaryota; Metazoa; Chordata; Lepidosauria; Squamata; Varanidae. Gene Ontology annotation, cellular component: extracellular region.